AUGGAAGGCUCGUCUGAGGACGACCUAGAGAGAACCCGAGCUCCGCCCACCGUCCCACUCUCCUUCAGUGACCACCCCGAGCUUCGCCCACGCCCUACUCUCCUUCAGUCAACCCCCCCAAUCACCACCCCGAGUAUCACCCACCAUUCCACUCUCUUUCAGUCACCACCCCGAGCUCUGCCCACUGUCCCACUCUCCUUCAGUGACCACCCCGAGCUCCACUCACGCCCUACUCUCCUUCAGUCACCACCCCGAGUAUCACCCACCAUUCCACUCUCUUUCAGUCAACACCCCGAGCUCUGCCCACCGUCCCACUCUCCUUCAGUGACCACCCCGAGCUCCACCCACGCCCUACUCUCCUUCAGUCACCACCCCGAGUAUCACCCACCAUCCCACUCUCUUUCAGUCACCACCCCGAGCUCUGCCCACCCUCCCACUCUCCUUCAGUCACCACCCCGAACUCCGCCCACCCUCCCACUCUCAUUCAGGCACCACCCCGAGCACCGCCCACCGUCCCACUCUCCUUCAGUCACCACCCGAGCUCCGCCCACCGUCCCACUCUCAUUCAGGCACAACCCCGAGCACCGCCCACCGUCCCACUCUCCUUCAGUCACCACCCGAGCACCGCCCACCGUCCCACUCUCUUUCAGUCACCACCCGAGCUCCGCCCACCGUCCCACUUUCCUUGAGACACCACCCGAGAACCAUUCAACUCUCCUUCAGUCACCACCCGAGCUCCGCCCACCAUCCCACUCUCCUUCAGUCACCACCCAAGCUCCACCCACUGUCCCACUCUCUUUCAUUCACAACCCGAGCUCCGCCCAUGCCCUACUCUCCUUCAGUGACCACCCCGAGCUCCACCCACGCCCUACUCUCUUUCAGUCACCACCCCGAGUAUCACCCACCAUCCCACUCUCUUUCAGUCACCACCCCGAGCUCUGCCCACCGUCCCACUCUCCUUCAGUCACCACCCCGAGCUCACCCACCGUCCCACUCUCAUUCAGGCACCACCCCGAGCACUGCCCACCGUCCCACUCUCAUUCAGGCACAACCCCGAGCACCGCCCACUGUCCCACUCUCCUUCAGUCACCACCCGAGCACCGCCCACCGUGCCCCUCUCCUUCAGUCACCACUCGAGCACCGCCCACCGUCCCACUCUCUUUCAGUCACCACCUGAGCUCCGCCCACUGUCCCACUCUCUUUCAGUCACCACCCCGAGCUCCGCCCACCGUCCCACUCUCCUUCAGUCACCACCCAAGCUCCGCCCACCAUCCCACUCUCUUUCAGUCACCACCCAAGCUCCGCCCACCCUCCCACUCUCUUUCAGGCACCACCCCGAGCACUGCCCACCGUCCCACUCUCCUUCAGUCACCACCCGAGCUCUGCCCACCGUCCCACUCUCAUUCAGUCACCACCCAAGCUCCGCCCACCGUCCCACUCUCCUUCAGUCACCACCGGAGCUCUGCCCACCGUCCCACUCUCAUUCAGGCACAACCUGAGCUCCGCCCACUGUCCCACUCUCUUUCAGUCACCACCCGAGCUCCGCCCACCGUCCCACUCUCCUUGAGACACCACCCGAGAACCAUUCAACUUUCCUUCAGUCACCACCCUGAGCUCCGCCCACCGUCCCACUCUCCUUCAGUCACCACCCAAGCUCUGCCCACUGUGCCCCUCUCCUUCAGUCACCACUCGAGCACCGCCGACCUCACCACCCAAGCUCUGCCCACUGUGCCCCUCUCCUUCAGUCACCACUCGAGCACCGCCCACCCUCCCACUCUCUUUCAGGCACCACCCCGAGCACUGCCCACCGUCCCACUCUCCUUCAGUCACCACCCAAGCUCCGCCCACCGUCCCACUCUCUUUCAGUCACCACCCGAGCUCCGCCCACCAUCCCACUCUCCUUCAGUCACCAGCCUGAGCACCGCCCACCGUCCCACUCUCCUUCAGUCACCACCCGGAGCACCGCCCACCGUCCCACUCUCCUUCAGUCACCAGCCUGAUCACCGCCCACCAUCCCACUCUCCUUCAGUCUCCACCCGAGCUCCGCCCACCGGCCCACUCUCCUUCAGUCACCACCCCGAGCACCACCCACCAUCCCACUCUCCUUCUGUCACCACCCGAGCUCCGCCCACCGUCCCACUCUCCUUCAGUCACCACCCCGAGUUCCGCCCACCGUCCCACUCUCCUUCAGUCUCCACCCCGAGCUCCGCCCACCGUCCCACUCUCCUUCAGUCACCACCCUGA
Messenger RNA from Carassius gibelio (silver crucian carp), 2244 nucleotides. RefSeq lists its product as uncharacterized. Bases 1 to 2244 code for a protein of 747 amino acids. NCBI's taxonomy places the organism in Eukaryota, Metazoa, Chordata, Actinopteri, Cypriniformes, Cyprinidae. The record is from RefSeq and is a predicted model, not a curated record. The transcript has 3 exons.